This is a messenger RNA of Physella acuta, 3018 nucleotides long. Its product is annotated as prickle planar cell polarity protein 3. Gene Ontology annotation, molecular function: zinc ion binding. The record is from RefSeq and is a predicted model, not a curated record. Lineage: Eukaryota; Metazoa; Mollusca; Gastropoda; Physidae.
GUUUUCUCUACGUUACAUAGGACAUGAGAUGCAAUAUGGCAUAGCAACUCGCGACACAUUACCUGCUUUCGCCUUAUUGGAAAAUCUGCCGCCACUGCAAGUGUCCACCUGAAGUCCACGACAUGUCCAUCGGCGGGGAGGAGAUGGGCGUCGGUCCCAGGAGCUCCAGCCGGGCAACACGUGACCUGAAGCGGAACUCUACGUCGGACGACGACAGUGGGUGUCCGCUGGAGGAGUUCGCCUGGGUCCCACCUGGGCUGCAGUCAGAACAGGUCCAUCUCUACUUCAGCAGUCUGCCUGAGGAGCGGGUCCCUUACCUCAACAGUAUCGGCGAGAAGAAUCGAAUACGCCAGUUGCUGCAGCAGCUGCCGCCUCACGAUAACGAGGUUCGAUACUGUCACGCGCUCUCCGAGGUGGAACGCCAUGAGCUGCGCAUGUUCAGCGCCCAGCGGAAGCGGGACGCCCUGGGCAGGGGGUCGGUCCGGAUGUUGCAUCAGGAUUCAAAGACGGUCAAGUGCUAUCAGUGUUCCCAGGAUGUGAGCCCGGGAGACAUGGGCGUGUUCGCCUCACGGAUGGAGGGCGAGUCGUGCUGGCACCCGGCCUGUUUUGUCUGCUCCACCUGCCACGAGCUGCUGGUUGACCUGAUCUACUUCUACCACGAGGGUCAGCUCUACUGUGGACGUCAUCACGCCGAGCUGCUCAAGCCCAGGUGUGCCGCUUGUGAUGAAAUUAUUUUUGCUGAUGAAUGCACAGAAGCUGAGGGAAGCAGUUGGCACAUGAAGCACUUCUGUUGUUUAGAAUGUGACAGACAGCUUGGUGGCCAGCGUUACAUCAUGCGUGACGGUCGCCCCUACUGCUGCUCCUGCUAUGAGAAUAUGUUUGCUGAAUACUGUGACACCUGUGGUGAGCACAUCGGCGUUGACCAGGGUCAAAUGACGCAUGACGGCCAACACUGGCAUGCGUCGGAGAUGUGUUUCAGGUGUCACACUUGUCAGACGAGUCUACUCGGCCGACCUUUCCUGCCCAAACAUGGGGUCAUUUACUGCUCGGCCGCGUGCAGCAGGGCGGGAUCAAUGACCACACAGACCCCGCGCAGGCCGGAAGAUUACUUGGUCAACAUGCAAGAAGCCAGGGUCAGCUCGCCUGUGAGUCAUGUCAUGCAGGAAGGCCGAGCUGGGAUACAGGAGGUGCUACGGCAGCAGUACACCCUCCCAGACAGCCUCCCCUCGUCAGACAGGGACCAGGGCUACGCCACCAGCAGCAACAGCGAGGUCUACGCACCAGGCAUGUUUGAAGUGCAUGCUGGGCAGGUUGAUGAAGAAGAGGUGGAGCCCAUUUACACUCUGAAUAUAGACGGCCUGGUGGAUGCUCUCCCUCUACAAGAAGCCAAACGUAGAAACAGACUCUCACAGUUCUCUAUGCCAGACCUUAGCCAAGGGGGGCAACCUUCUUCUCAUAACUCGGUAACACCCCAGUCAGAAACCAGGAGUGACCCAGUUUCACCUGGCAGUGAGGAUCCAAGCCAGCCGGAGUCUGAUAGAAAUAUAAGUGUGCAUUACGCCUCGGUCAGCGUGCCACACCACCACCCUGCAGAUGACCCUAACACCAUGAUGUCGCCUGCAGCGGUCAUGAUGAUGCACCAGAGCAAUGGUAAAAACCACCUGCACCACCACCACCACCACCAUGUCAACCAGAACAUGGACCCAUGCUACUCUGGCUUCCCCCAGAACGGGGUGCCCCCCUCUAAUAUGUUUCCAGUGUACCGCCAAGCCCAGCCGUCUUCUGUCAGAUCCUACCCUGAGCUACCCAACACCAGAUUAAUUGAAAAACGGGACCCCCUCCCACAACUGAAUAGACCUCCACCUCACCCUAGAAAUGCCUCAGGGAUCCCGUUACCAGACUCUUUGAAAAUGAACCCCAUCUCUCGACCCCCAAGUAGUCAAACCAGAACCCCGCCUAGCAGAGAACCACGCAGUCCUCGACCUAACGGUUGCCCUCGCAGCCAAAGUUUUGAAGGCCGUCCUGGCAGCGCGCCUACACAGCAACCAAGCACCUCCUCCAGCAUGAGCAGGUCCAUCAACCAAAACACAACAAACUCUCACAACAACAACUCCAACCACCAUCAGUCACGCGGGCACCGUCAGCCUCGCCCUGUCGUACUGGACAGCUCAGCGGCUGACCGCUUCAUGUACGGCAACUUUGACGACGACAGAUGCAGCACCUGCUCCAGCUCAAGUAGUUCAGACGACUUUGACUACAACUACCACUUCUAUGCCAGGAACGCCAACAAAAUCUCCUAUGUGGAUGACAUGGGCAUUGGCGGAACAGUAGGGAACCAAUCUGCCUUACAAUCAAGGGGACGCAGGCAUAGACAAAAGAAUAAGCAGUGUGUCGUGCAAUAGAGAUUAGUGCAUUCAUUGAAGGCUGAAGUGUAAUAUUAGUACCAGCUUGCUGUCUCUCUGAAAGACGCCAAUAUUUUGAAAUACUCAACAAUCAGGAUGACCUGAAAUUACUUUUUUUUUUAAAAACAAAUUACAAAUUUUCAAAGUUGUUUGGAAUUUAAAACCCAAUUCUUCAAAUAUUAAAUUGUAUGUACAAUUGCUCUUAUCUGUACAAUAAAUUGUUGUAUAAUUUUAAUAAUCAUUGAAGAAACAAUUAGUAUUAAGGCAUUUAAGUGCUAAAUGAUGGUGGAGAUAUUUUUGGAAGUGCAAUGAAAUUGUGGCGAUACUUUUCUGGAUGUAAUGGCCUAUCCCAGUGGUUCAAGACUAAAUGGAGACUUCCAACAUUGAAUUUGUGAUGACUUUGUCAAGGAGCUGUAUUUCUUUCUCUGUAUCUUGGUGUGUCAUUCUGUGUUGAAUAUAAGCUGGUGUUAUGAUGUGUUUGAAUUAACUGUUAAUUAGAAGAAGUCUAUUUGAGUGUAAUUGUUGCUACUUUUUGUUUAGAGCUAAUGUUACUAAUAAAGUACACCCAAAAGAUAAGAAAAAAAAUUAUACUGUUUGUUAGGAUUUGUAAUUAUUA